Messenger RNA from Lotus japonicus, 664 nucleotides. RefSeq names its product kunitz trypsin inhibitor 5-like. The coding region runs from base 14 to 661 and encodes 215 amino acids. The transcript has a single exon. NCBI's taxonomy places the organism in Eukaryota, Viridiplantae, Streptophyta, Magnoliopsida, Fabales, Fabaceae. The record is from RefSeq and is a predicted model, not a curated record. Gene Ontology annotation, molecular function: endopeptidase inhibitor activity.
CAUACACAGAACAAUGAAAACCAGUACAUUGCUUGCAUUUGUCCUUCUCUUUGCCUUCAUCUCACAACAACCACUGCUUGGAGCAGCUGAAGCUUCACCUGAGCAAGUGGUUGACAUCACAGGGAAGAAGCUCCGGGCCGGCACCAAUUACUACAUUCUUCCUGCUUCACCCUUAUAUAGGUGUGGACGUUAUGGAAGGUGUAGAAGUGGUGAAGGCCUUUCACUUGCCAGCACUGAUAAAUCUUGCCCUCUUGAUGUUGUGCUUGUGAGUGGACCUUAUGGAUACCAUGGCAUCCCACUAACCUUCCGACCUGUUGACUCAAAAAAAGGCGUGAUUCGUGUGUCAACGGAUUUGAACAUCAUGUUCCAAACUGAUCACACGAGUUGCGCUGAGUAUUCCCCAGUUUGGAAGAUUGAUGCAUCUAAAGGAAAGUGGUUUGUGAGCAGUGGCGGAUCUGUCGGCAACCCUGGUUGGAAAACCAUCUACAACUGGUUCAAAAUUGAGAAGAGUAAUGAGGCCUAUAAGCUGGUGUACUGUCCCAAUGUAGUGCAAUCUUCCAAGCAUCUGUGCAAGAAUAUUGGCCUCAUUGUGGAUGAUAAUGGGAAUAGGCGUCUGGCUCUGAGUGAUGUUCCAUUCAAAGUUAAGUUCCAGAAGGCCUGAAGA